AUGGAGGGUAGACCAUGGACUUUUGAUCAACAUCUGAUAGGAAUGGACAAUAUUGAGGAUGGAAUUCAACCAUCUGAAAUUACCCUAUCUUGGAGCCCCUUCUGGGUUAGAUUAUAUAAUCUACCUAUGAAUGCGAGAACAGAAUACCAUGUGAGGCGGAUUGGGAAGAAUAUUGGGACGGUUAUGGAUGUUGAUUAUGAUGGUGUUUGCUUGGAUAAAUCUUCCUGGGUUAGAGUUAUGGUGGACUUUUCGAAGCCGCUUAGGCUUAUAAUCAAGAUGAAAAAUAGUAACGAGAUAGUGGUGGUGGUGGAAGUGAAGUAUGAGCGACUCCCUAUUUUUUGCUUUUCGUGUGGUAGAAUUAGGAAUAUGGAGAGCGAUUGUGAGUAUUCAGUUGAAAAUGACAGAGAGGGAGAGAAGCAGUGGGGCACUUGGCUUAAAGCGUCGCCACGUAAGGGAUGCUUGAAAAAGUUGGAGGAAGCAAAACAAUUUCUGUCCUGCUCAAGGGCCCUGAAUUUUUCUCGACAUGCAUGGAAGCAGUGGGGUUUCGACGAGUCUGGAGGUGGAGGUGUUGGGGGCUAG
Molecule: messenger RNA, 579 nt
Organism: Beta vulgaris subsp. vulgaris (sugar beet)
Lineage: Eukaryota; Viridiplantae; Streptophyta; Magnoliopsida; Caryophyllales; Amaranthaceae
Exons: 1
Coding region: 1-579 (192 amino acids)
Source: RefSeq, a predicted model, not a curated record